UCCAUCCGUGGAUUGAAAUAUAAUCUAACGGUCAGAAAUCAAGAAACGAAAUUUGAAUUUCAAAAAAUAUAUAUAAAAAAGGCAACAACAGAAGAGUGUUCGACUUAUAUAGUAAGCACAAGACAAGACAACACCUGAAACUCUUGCAGCUACUGGUUUGUUUCAAUGGGAGGACUAAGGAGAAAGAUUUCGAUGGAGAGAAUAGAGAAGAAGGAGAAGAGAUCGUUGGCUUUCACCAAACGGCGCGACGGUCUUUACCGCAAAGCUUCGGAGCUUUGUCUCCUCUUCGAUGCCCGCAUCGCCAUUUUAGCCACUCCUCCCACCUCCAAUUCCAACGUCUCCUUCUACUCCUUCGGCCAUUCCUCCGUCUCCGACGUUGUCGACGCUUUCCUCGAGAACCGUAGGCCCUCCGAUUCGAACGAUUGUCUCUCGGAACUCUCCGGUUGCGGGAUGAGGAGUGGAGGUCGAGGUCUAGGGUUUUGGUGGGAGGAAGAGGGCUUCGACAUGUCGGAGAACAUGGAGGAUCUGAAGGAUGCGAUUGAUGAGAUUCAGAAACUGAAGAACGAUGUGGAUCUGAGAUUGAAGGCGAUGAAAGAUCGACAAGAUUCUUGCAACGACGCUUUAAGAGAGAUCGAAGCCUUUCUAGACGAACCAGAGCAAGAAUCGGAUCAAAGUCCUUUUCUUGCAAAAGAUAUUCAAGAUUUCUGGGUCCAAUGUUUCAGCAACAAUGACGCAGAUGACGCAGAAGACGUUUUCAGUAACCUCGGUGUCUCGCCAAGCCAGAGGGAGAAAACCUCGGAAGAUAACGACGUUAUUCUGAUAUCAGACUCAGAGGAUGAAUCUGCGAAAGGCGACGUUAUUCUGAUAUCAGACUCGGAGGAUGAAUCUGCGAAAGAUGACGUUUUCCGUAACGAAAACUGGAGAAACGAAGCAGGAGCAGCGAUAGAAUCCGGUACGGGAUGCAAGAACAGAGUAGAAGAUCCUCAUUUGGAUGAUCUUCUGAUAGAUUUGAUCUAUUGACGCGGCUUAGAAUCUUCCAGGAUGAAUAAAAUUUCGAGAUAUAAAGUAAUUUUUUCCCUGAUCGAUAUUCUUUCUCUUUUGUAAAUGGUACACGAACAUGAGGGAAUGAAUGUAUUUUCGCAAUAUCUAACCGAACAUACACAGUUCGUUUACAGUUCUAACUGAAUGACAAAGAUCUCAUUGGAUAUCUUCACUGAAAAGUACAAUGGAGUUCAAGAACAGUUCCGAUGUCUGGAUAUGGGAUUUUUCAUGAACUCAAACAAUGGCUUCUUCCACACGCCGCCGAUUCUCGGUUCGCAAAUCACGGUAACUGUCACCGUCGAAAACAUUCAGAAUCUCACAUUCAUCUCAAAGAAAAUCACGGAUGAAGACACGGAUUGCGGAAAGAGGAACCUCGGUGUCGAACCAAGCUGAAACAAAUGCUGGUGAGGAACAAUUUUCAGACAAAAACAUGAACUCCGGAGUUGAAGGACUUCAAGAUGUAUCAACGGGACAUCUCGGAUCCGAACAAGACAUGGACUUUACCCCAUCUGAACCUGCUAGAAUCUCUGACAGCAGUUUCUGGAUGUCUUAAAGACGAGAUGCCGUCCAAUGGAUUAUGGAUUUGCGGGCAUAGACUGCGAUAACUUCGAAUGGAGGCAACGGGUCCAUAGCAAGUUUAUCAAAGUACUCGUGAGAUUUGUAUAUGUGCUGAGCAAUUUCUUCAUACUCAGUGUUCUAAUGAACAAUGUUUUUUCGUUCAAAUAAAUCUCCAUACUUCCACACAUACACUCAUAAUCAUAGAA
This is a messenger RNA of Tarenaya hassleriana, 1805 nucleotides long. RefSeq names its product agamous-like MADS-box protein AGL14. The record is from RefSeq and is a predicted model, not a curated record. The coding region runs from base 166 to 1020 and encodes 284 amino acids. The transcript has a single exon. Lineage: Eukaryota; Viridiplantae; Streptophyta; Magnoliopsida; Brassicales; Cleomaceae. Gene Ontology annotation, biological process: positive regulation of transcription by RNA polymerase II. Gene Ontology annotation, molecular function: DNA-binding transcription factor activity, RNA polymerase II-specific; RNA polymerase II cis-regulatory region sequence-specific DNA binding; protein dimerization activity.